Molecule: messenger RNA, 2462 nt
Organism: Oncorhynchus mykiss (rainbow trout)
Lineage: Eukaryota; Metazoa; Chordata; Actinopteri; Salmoniformes; Salmonidae
Biological process (GO): cell adhesion
Cellular component (GO): plasma membrane
Molecular function (GO): sialic acid binding
Source: RefSeq, a predicted model, not a curated record
UCCCUAGUAGAACACCAUGUACCUAGCUAACAGAGCUCUACCUUGUGUGCAAUGGAAGCCUCAUGACUCAUUUUCAGCAUGACAAAAUCUCUUCAGCAACCACAGUUGGCUUUUAAAAUGUGUGCCGGUGCCAUGGCCACUGCUGGUGUUUUCCUUGGACCUGUAGCCUCCUGUUUUGGCACCUCUUUUCACAACACAAUGAGCCCAUUGAUAUGGAUUGAGAUGAUGCUCAUUUUGUCUCAGGCCUCUGGCACUAGUGGUGUGGAUUGGAAAGCUGAUUACCCGAAGGUUGUUUUUACCAAUAAGGGAGAUGAUGUGACCAUUCCAUGCAAUUUUACCUAUCCCCCGUCCCCAUCUAAAGAGCCUAUACAGGCCUACUGGAAACGCCUGGGAAAUACUAAACUUAACAUCAAUGACAAUGACAAGAAUGAAUUCCUCUAUCACCCCAACAACACAUUUGUCAUCAAGAGUUUUCAGAACAGGACCAUUCAUGACAGGAAAUGUCACUAAGGGAAACUGCUCCCUGAACAUCAAGAGAAUUGAAGAAGGCGACAUGGGGCCCUCCUACUACUUGAGAAUUGCCACUGGAGCCAACAACUUCAGUUUUAUUAAUGAUCUUGUCUACAUUAACGUAUCUGGAACCUCCGGGACUAUUUCAAUCAUACCAAUGGACAAGUCAAACACAGUUGAUUCCACGACUACAGUCCCACUAGCCACCACAGAAUUGUGUGAGGAAGCGCUAUCCACGACCAUAUAUAUUGCCACCACGGUCCCAGUGGUUGCAGUUCUACUGGUUGCUGUAUUGGGGAUUGUUUUGUUCUUCAAGUACAGGAAAAGGUCCAGGUGUGUCACUAUGCAAGUGCCUGGAUAUUAUGCUAAUUUCAACAUGACUCCAAUGACCAAACCUGAAAGAGUCAAAACUACAAAGAAAGAUGACACCCAAGUUCCUCCUCCAAGGGUCAUCGAUGAGCCCGUCUAUGGCAACGUCCAGGGUCCAGACGAUCCGAUGGACAGUAUGGAUCAAAUGGACAGUGUAUAUGCAAAUGUGGAUCAUACAAAACAGUGAUGAGGCUGCAUCUCAGAUUUCGUCACUGCUUAAUAAUACUUGUUGAGUGUGUGCACGCGUGUGUUUUUAUCUUGAUUGUUUUCUUGUCAAAAGGCAGCUUACAGUGUCAGCCCUCAUUUCUCACAUCCUGUUUGACUUUCACUUGGUUAGACAAUAAUAUGUGCAGCUUGUUUGUUAAAUGUAAAAUACAUAGUUCAGAAUGUAACUAUUUUUGAAAGGACUGGCUUUCAAAUAAACAUACUUACUGAGAUGAUAUGCUACCGGCUGUUUGAUUCAAUAUCAAAACAAUUCACACAAAAACAGCUCUCGCAGUCCUAUAUUGAUAAGCAUUCGCAACUAAACAUAAUGUUUGUGCUGAGUUGGACAGAAACAUAAUGUCAAAAAACAAUGUUUUUUGACAAAGGCUUUCUGGGUAGUCAUGAGUGAAUGAAGUCAUACACAUGAGAUUCACGUGUCAAAGUGAAUAACGUUUUUUAAGUUUUGAAUGGUUGAGUGUUAAGUUUUCUAUGUUGCAUAUGUGAACAAACAGUAUCUGAUAAGAAACUUUGAUAUAUAGGCCUUGAUUUUGGUACUCAAAUGCAACGUCUCAGGGUAAGAGUGAGUGAAUCUCCGGCAUAUUACUGGACAUGAACUAAGGAAACACAGAAAAGGCACUUCUGCAUUCUUAUUUUUCCAGUUCAAACUCAUACAUUGUAUUCUGUGUUUGACGAAUGAGAGCUGUUCCAAUUGCCUUGGUUUUAGGAUUUCAUCUCUACGGCAUCUGUUUUAACACAUUUCCUCUCUUUUCUUCCACAGUCACCUGUGAUGGAGCUCAAACUGCUGUUUCAUGUUUUGCUGUUAUAUGGUACCUCCUUAAUUUCCUGAUAAUAUUACAGCAGUCAUGUUUGUGCGAGCUGUCUAUGUACACUAGGAAGGAUAUCGUUUAACUCAUGAUGGACUUGAGCCCAAUGACUUCUCCAGUGAUCCAUGGGGUCGAGUCUCAGGUCAGCAGAUGUCCCAGGGGGUCAACAGACAUUUCAGGUUUACAUAUACAUUCAGGUACCCUCCCACAUGGAGACACACAUCACAGAUUAUAGAGGCACCUGUUAUACCCUCUCCUGGUGGGGGAAGAUCAACAAAUAUCUAGAACCUACAGGAGAACACCAGAUGACCCCAGAGUUUGCACCCAGGUCCUGGGAGACUAAGCAAGGGAAACUGCAUCCUGAGGAUCGAUAAUGUUCAGCACGAUGACGUUGGACCGUUCUGUUUCAGGACUGACAUGCCAGAGUACAACCAGUUCUCCUUUGUUAGUAACAUGGUUUGCAUCAAUGUGAAAGCUGGGUAGGCCUAUGUUUAUUUGGUUGAGGAUUUUUUUGUCUAUCUGUAUCCUGUUGAAUUGUUAAACGUGGCUUGUUAA